GAAAUACUCAAACAGGCGAGUGUAAAAGACGUCCCUGUUUUUCAAUAGGCCUCAAUAGCCACGUUCAACGAAUCUGUCACUCCGCGCAUUCGAGAUGAGUGAGACCAGCGCAGAUUCGACGCACAAUGCAUGCGGGUUAAGUUUCUGUUCAACUUAAUAUCGUGAGAUCGAGACCUGUGCAUUGUUGGAGACAGGACCGCAGUUCAGGCUAAUAUCAUUUCAUUUAAGGUUCCUCGACUCCUUGAUUGUCGGUCCUCCGGCCCGUGACCCGCAAAUUGCUCGUCGUGCAUCAUAACAAUGGGAAAAUGAAUGAACUGGAGGACGUCAGCCAACACAUUCAUGACAAAAUAUCAUCCUUACAAUGUAUGCUGGAUCUGUCAGUUAUUGAAUUGCCUCAAAAUAAGAUUAAGAAACUUGGACAAGAACUCUUUGCACUUGAGAGACUUCUGGAGGAAUUUGAAAAAUGUGUUGGCCAACAGAAAGUGCAACUUAAGCAUCUGAAGGAACUUGAGAAGCUAUCGCAGAAGGAUCUGGAGGAUGUGCAGCACAUGAAGGACAACAUACCUCCACACCUUCCCAGGAAGAUGGACACGGUCAGAAAUGAACCUGGAAUGAACCACAAUUUAGCAGCAGAUAUUCAACCAGCCCAAGCAGAAAAUGUUAAAACGACCAAAAAAAGCUUUGUCAGAGAGAUGGAGUUCAUCACUAUGUCAGAGUUUGAGGGCAUCCCUCAGUACAUGAAAGGACGUGUAUCAUAUGACCAGCUUAAUGCUGCAGUACACAGCAUAAACGCUGCUGUAACAGCCAAGUACAAGAUUCUCCAUCAGUCAGUGAAAACUCUCAAUAAUCAUGCACGCAAGCUGCACCAGCGCUUUAAGGACCAGGAGACCAAGGACACAAAAGGUCAACAUUUUAUUGUGGAGGACGACAUUCGUGAAUUUACCCAGACGAAGGUGGAUAAACGAUUUCAAGGGAUUCUGAACAUGCUGCGACACUGUCAGCGCCUGCGGGAGCUCCGAGGGGGAGGGCUCACUCGCUAUAUGCUAGUGUGAAAAAACGAGAUGAAAUAAGUUUUCCGUUAGCACAAUGAAGAAAUAAAGAAGCUAACAUAGUAAGCCAGCAUAUUUCUAAAUGUGUAUAUUUUCUGCUGUAUGCAUUGUGUACACUGUCACACUACUUAUGAUUUGAUUAGUCAAAUGAGUUAUAUUGACUCCCCACUUAUCAGAUUUAUGUGUGAAUAUGCUUUGAUUUGCCAUCUGCGUGUGCACUUACUCUGGCAAAUGUAUGUAUGUUUUGGUGUACUAUAAAACUACAAUAAAAUUCUAAAUAAA
Amphiprion ocellaris (clown anemonefish) is the source of this 1331-nucleotide messenger RNA. It is a transcript of the gene ska1, whose product is annotated as spindle and kinetochore associated complex subunit 1. The transcript has 7 exons. Gene Ontology annotation, cellular component: mitotic spindle; spindle microtubule; outer kinetochore. NCBI's taxonomy places the organism in Eukaryota, Metazoa, Chordata, Actinopteri, Pomacentridae. The coding region runs from base 306 to 1052 and encodes 248 amino acids. The record is from RefSeq and is a predicted model, not a curated record. Gene Ontology annotation, biological process: cell division; chromosome segregation; mitotic cell cycle. Gene Ontology annotation, molecular function: microtubule binding.